AUGAAUUAAUAAUAAGGAUAAGAUGGAUCUGUAAACAAUAAUGAAGAUACUUAGUAGACAAUUGAAAAAUAAUAAGGUAUAGAAAACAAAGAGUUAUGCGUGAAUUGUAAUGGAAAAAUAAAUAAGCAGAAUGUAAAAUAGAAUUAGGCUUCCAUUAAUUAAAUAAAAUAAGCAAAAUAGUUCAUCCAAUCAGAUAGAUCAAAUUAAGUUUAAACAAAAUUACAGUGCUUGAAUAAUUUAAAUGAUUCUGUAGAAUAAUUAAGAAAUUUUUAUAUGCAGUAAAUAGACCAAAUCUAAUAAUCUAUUAGAAUUUGGUAAUAACAUCUUCGAGAUGCAGAAGAUGUGUUUAUAAAUAAACUAUAAUAGGAGGAAUUAAUAAAUUUUCCAUUGUUAAACCAGUUUAUAAAGGAGUAAUAAUAUGCAUAAAAUCAAGAUUAGAUUGAUAGAAUAAGGUAAGUUAAUUAUCUCAUUUUUGGUUUAAAGGAAACAGAUCUAGUGAAAAAGUGUUUAAGUCUUCUUGAAAAUAAUAUAAAUAAACCUAUUAGAUUAGAUUCACAUAAUUUAAAAGAAUAUAACAAUAAAGAUGAAGUAUUUUGAUACAUUAAAUUAGGAACUUAACCUCUUUUGUGAAGAUCACAAUAAAUAAAUUACUUUAUGUGAUUUAAGUUCAGAAAAAUCAAUCUAAAAGCGUAUAGGAUGUUUGGAUUGUUUAGAUGGAACGAUAAAUUAAUAUACAUCUAUAAAGAGAGCCUAAAUUAUGUGGCAAUAAGUAUCAUAGAAAAGAAUAGAGAAAAUGAAUAGCAAUUUUGAAAUCUUAAAAAUUAAAGUGAAUUCAAUAAAGGAUUACUUUUUAGCGAUUCAAAAAGGAAUUAAUUGUGCAAUUGAUAGUGCAACAAACAAAUUGAGUCUAAAUUAUGAGGAUUAUAUUUUACAAGUGAAUUAGACAUUUAGUUAUUUAGGAAAUCUAUCAUGGUAAUCAAUGACUAAAGAGUAAAUGAUUGCUAUUGCUUAAGAUUUGAGUUAAAUUAAUUAAUCAAGUACUUUAGAGGAUCCCUUAUCUGAUGAAUUUUGUAUAAAAGAAAAUUUAAUAUACUAGAUUGCUAGAGAUACUAUGAAAUAGUUGCAAGAAUUAUAAGCAACAUUUUUUGAUUAAAUUAUUCAUUUGGUCUGUAAAUAAUUGGAUAAGAACAGCAGCAUUUCACUUUAAUUCCAUUAUUAAAGUGCAAAUAACAUUGCUAAUUAAAGCACUGACAUUAUAGAUUACUUAAAUCAAAAUUCAAUUGAUUUAGAACAUAAAUAAUAAGAAUAGCAAUUAUCAAUUCAAAUGAAAAAGAGUAAGCUAAAUAUCCAAGCAUAACCAUAAUCUUCUUAAACAAUCUCAACUAAAGAAAAGGAAUAACAAUUUAAGCCCUUCACAUAUAAACUAAUAGAAAAAUAUUCGAUUAAAUAAAAUGAAUUUUGUAGAGCAAUAGCUUUCAAUAAAGAUUGUACAUUAGUUGUAGCUGGAUGCAAUAAUCUCAUCAAAGUUUUUGAAUUCUCGUAAGGAUAAUUGAAACAAUUUUAAGUUUUGAGUGAACAUUAGAAUGAUGUUCAUACUCUAUAUUUCAUGAAGAAGUCAGCUCAUUUUAUUUCUGGAAGUGCAGAUAAAUCAAUAAUUAUUUGGUCCUUGACUUAAAAUAGUGGAUGGGUUUGCCAAUAAAAGCUAACUGGACAUACACACUAUAUUAGAUGCAUGAUUUUAGAUAAUACCGAAACUCUUAUCAUAUCAGGUAGCCCUGAUAAGACCAUUAAGUUUUGGGUUAAGAAAAAUGACUGGUAAUGUCAAUAAACAAUCACAGAGCAUACUAGUUGGAUAUCUGGAUUAAGUUUGAAUGAACAAUAAAAUCGAAUGAUAUCUUGUGGCGGGGAUAAAUAAAUAUUAAUAAUGGAAUAGUUCUAAAAGGAUUAAAUGUGGGUAGUAAUAUAAUAGAUAAUGGUUGAAUAGUACGGUGAUAGAGUAUGCUUUAUUAAUAAUGAUUUGUUUACAUUUUAACCAUAUUCUCAUGAGACUAUGCAUGUUUACAAAAAGGAUAAUAAUCAGUAAUAUUCUAAAUUGAAAGAAAUUGAUGUUAAGGGGGGCAGUUCAGGUGAUAGUUAUUUAUUCCCAUAAUAAUUUAUUAAAACUAAAAGCAUCCUAUUAAAUAAGAACGGCUAGAAUAUAAAUUUCUUGAGUUAAAGAGGAGAGAGCGAGCUAAUAAAUGAAUAUUCUAUAGACUUUGGGACAUAUUACUUAUUUGGAUAAAUGAGUGAAGAUGGAGAGUAUUUGAUGACUUGGGAUAAUAAAUCAACUGAAAUUUAAAUAAGAAGAUAUGAUGAGUUAUGA
Paramecium octaurelia is the source of this 2362-nucleotide messenger RNA. NCBI's taxonomy places the organism in Eukaryota, Ciliophora, Oligohymenophorea, Peniculida, Parameciidae. The record is from the annotation of a GenBank genome assembly.